Molecule: messenger RNA, 2823 nt
Organism: Penicillium roqueforti
Lineage: Eukaryota; Fungi; Ascomycota; Eurotiomycetes; Eurotiales; Aspergillaceae
Exons: 5
Coding region: 1-2823 (940 amino acids)
Biological process (GO): mitotic sister chromatid cohesion; maintenance of mitotic sister chromatid cohesion
Cellular component (GO): chromatin; SMC loading complex
Molecular function (GO): double-stranded DNA binding
Source: RefSeq, a predicted model, not a curated record
AUGAGCUACCCACCACCUGGUCCCGGCCAAUACCCGCAUUAUCUACCGCCGCCACAGUAUCAGCAUGGGCAAAUUCCCCCGCAGGGACUGUACAAUAGCCUUGGUGCUCCGCCGCCAUACGAUAAUGGCUAUGGCAAGCCAUUGAUGUAUCCUUCGACUAUGACACCAUACCCAUCGACAUAUACCCCACAACCGCAGCAGCAGCAGACGCGUCCUCCGCAGACUUCACCGCAGCAGCCGCUCCAAUUACCACCACAACCUCUCCAACCACGGCCACAGCCAGGACCACAGCUUCUCUCUCAACUACCAUCUCCCCCUCCACCCCAGCCGCGUCCUCCCCCGCCUCAACUUCAACUAGAAGAGCUGCAACAUCAGUUUGUAAAUCCGUCUCAACUGUUUGUACAACAACCUCUGCCUACUGCUCCGCGAUCCCGAUACACCCAACUCUCUCAGUAUGGUGAACCAGCUUUCGUCCCAAGUUCUAGUCCUCCAAAAAUAUCACCGGCUGCUCUGCCAGCUCCGCCGCCAGUCAGGCCUAUUCACAUUGCUCCUGCCCCGUCUCCUAUUACUCCUAAACCAAACACCCAAACCAACCAAGGACAAGCCAAUAACCAUAUACCGCAACCACGCCCUAUCGUCAAAGCUGAACCUACGCCAUCCAAGAUCUCUCCCAAAGUAAAACAUCAGAAAAAACCUUCUACACCUAUUUCGACGCCGAAACGACCCCAGCCUGCUCCUUUUCCGGCGACACAGGCUACCCCGCAAGUCAUGGCCCGAGCUCCGUCUCCUGUUCAAGCAAAUAUUCAAAACCAGACUCCGAAGAAGCAAGUUCAACCACACCAUAUUGAGAAGAAGAGACAGCCGACUCAGCCAAAUGUUGAAAAACAUUGGAAGCCGACGCCUACCAAGUCUACAAAGCCUCCAGUCGACUAUCAGGUUCUGCUGUUAUCCCUGGCUGAUGAAUAUUUAAAUGCUGCUCAUGCUCGUGGAACAACGACCUCAUUGACCGCUCGAGAGACUGACGUUGAGGAAUAUUACAAGCUGGUUGCUACCGGAUUGGGCUGUUUGGAGGCUGUCUUGAAGAACUGGCGACUGCAACCUCGCAAAGAAGCUCUUGUUAGACUUCGCUACGCGCGUACAUUGUUUGAGGAAACAGACAAUGACAUUGAAGCGGAAACAGCAUUGAGUAAAGGGAUCGAUCUUUGUGAACGAAACCGUAUGCUUGACUUGAAAUACAGCAUGCAGCACCUGUUAGCUCGAAUGCUCCAUAAAAGUAACCCCAAAGCUUCCUUGAAAGCGGUUGAUGGGAUGAUCCAGGAUGUGGAAGCGUACCGCCAUGCCGCAUGGGAGUACGCAUUCCGCUUUCUUCGAGUAUCACUUUCGCUGUCAUCUCCGUCACACCAAGACUCCGUGCAAGCGUUGCAGAAUCUUCACAAAAUCACGGCUAUGGCUAAUCGUAACGGGGACAAGGCUGUUUCGGCAAUGGCGGCUGUCAUUGAAUCACUUGCACACUUGCAGCAAGCGACAAAUUCGGAUUCUAUCGAGCAGGCGCAGCGCGCCGUGGCUGUCGCGCGAAGCCAUCAGCUGAACGAUGAACUUCGCCAUAUACCUCAACUUACAACCUUAAUUCAAAUGGUCGAUAUCUGUUGUAGUCUUCUAGAGUACGACGUCAACCAGUCUGGACAGAAGUUGAAGGUCAUGCAGGCUUUGAUGGAUGAGACACUAAGCGACAGCAACUGGCGUCCCGAUGGGUCAUUUUCGGUCCCUCUCAACGGUAAAUCGGCCGGGCCAUCAUCCAUCGACACAGGUGACAUCUUGCAGGUUCAGAAUGGGACAUUGCUAUUAAGCUUCAACUGGCUCCCUCAGCACGAUCUUUAUGCGCUUUGUUAUUUCUUAAGCUCAAUCACACUCAGUGCCAAGAACUCAUAUGAUGGUCGGAAAGCCGAGAAAUAUCUCGAGGAAGGGCUUCGAAUGGUUCAAGGCAAUUUCAAGGCCCCCCAAGAAAUUUCAGAAUCCAUGGUCAAUGCCAACCGUCGGGUUCAGUGGCGUCAGUCCCUUUACUGCAACCUUCUCCUCCAACGAGUCUUCCUGGCUUGCGCUCGAACCGAUUGGGAGCUUGCCAGCCAGACUCUCAACGACCUUCGACAAGUCUUCCAAGAGCUUGGUUCUAACCUCCUAGGUACCAUUGAAUGUCUGAUGGAAUAUGCCGCCGGGACUAUCGCACAGGCAACUGGCGAUCUCAAUACCGCGCUGAACAUAUUCCAAUCACCAAUUCUGUCACUAGACCCCGCUACCAGCAAGACAGGACGCAAUGACCCCUGUCGUGAUACGCGCAUCCUCGCCGGUCUUAACACCGCUCUUAUCCUCCGUGAUCCAAGUCACUCAUCGCACCCCUCGCUCAGCGCCCUUCUAGCAACGCUUGAACCCUUCUGCCAAGGCAGUCCAAACAAGUAUAUACAAGCUGCCUACUUCCUAGUCUGCGCAACCGUUCACUCCGAGUCUACCAUCCAAACCAAACAGUACCUCCAGCAAGCUCUGCAGUCCGCUACUGCAAUCAGCAACAGCCAAAUCACCUGCAUGACCCUAACAUUCAUGAGCUGGAAGUAUUUCCGCGGCGUGGUCGGCGAGCAAGCUGAGAAAAGCGCUCGAGCCGGCCGUGCAAUGGCCAAACGAGCUAAUGACCGGAUGUGGGCGAGCGUCACCGACGACAUGCUGGCUGAGACCCUGGAGCGACAGGGCAAGGGUGAGGAAGCGCAGAGCGUCCGCGAAGAAGGCCAACGCUUGGUAUCGGGUCUUCCGCCCCGUCUGAGACGUCCGGCCUGA